Molecule: messenger RNA, 1353 nt
Organism: Drosophila sechellia
Lineage: Eukaryota; Metazoa; Arthropoda; Insecta; Diptera; Drosophilidae
Gene: sturkopf
Product: lipid droplet associated hydrolase sturkopf
Exons: 3
Coding region: 228-1151 (307 amino acids)
Biological process (GO): lipid storage
Cellular component (GO): lipid droplet
Molecular function (GO): lipase activity
Source: RefSeq, a predicted model, not a curated record
CUGGUUUCUAUAUCAGCCGUUUUUAAGCCGCUGAACCUCUUCUGACCUUUGUCCAUUCUUCCUGUAAGCAAUUGGUCGAAUCACAUAGCUGUGUUUAUCAGAGCUACCAACCCUGGAUAAACCGCGCCAAUCCCAAAGAUUCGAAACUCGUGAAAGGCUGCAGCCGAGGUGGUUGGACAAAGGAAAACCGGUUGCCACGGGGAUUGGACAACUCAUCGCCGGAAAAUAUGCAGGAGGCCUACGUCAACAUCAACUCCAUUCCCACCCACAUAUUCACAUGGGGCAGGUGGAUUGAGGAGACCAUAUCCGAGAAGGAGAUCGUCAUCUGCAUAACCGGCAAUCCCGGUUUGCCAGGUUUCUACACAGAGUUCGCGGGCACUUUGCAGAAGGAGCUGGGCGAUCUUCCAGUUUGGGUGAUAGGGCACGCUGGCCAUGAUGAUCCGCCAGAGGCCAGUAUUCGGGAGGUUCCUCAGCUCAGCGGCAACGAGGAGCUCUUCAAUUUGGACGGACAAAUCCGUCAUAAAAUCGCCUUCAUCGAGAAGUACGUUCCAAGUGAUGUCAAGAUCCACUUGAUUGGGCACUCCAUCGGAGCGUGGAUGAUCCUGCAGCUGCUGGAAAACGAGCGGAUACGGAGCCGCAUCCAAAAGUGCUAUCUGCUCUUCCCCACCGUCGAGCGGAUGAUGGAGUCGCCCAAUGGAUGGGUGUUCACCAAGGUGGCCAUGCCCCUGUACUCCGUGUUUGGCUACAUCUUCUUCAGCUUCUUCAACUUUCUGCCCGUGUGGUUGCGCCUGAUACUGAUACAGAUCUACUUCUUGAUCUUCUCCAUUCCAAGACAGUUUCUGGGCACCGCCCUAAAGUACUCCAAGCCAUCGGUAGCGGAGAAGGUGGUCUUCCUGGCCGACGACGAGAUGGCUAGGGUUCGCGGCAUUCAAAGAGAGAUUGUAGAGCACAACCUGGACCUCCUCAAGUUUUACUACGGCACCACUGACGGAUGGGUACCGAUCUCCUACUACGACCAGCUCAAAAAAGACUACCCCAAGGUGGACGCCCAGCUGGACACCAAGAAGAUCGCCCACGCCUUCGUCCUGCGCCACUCGCAGCCUAUGGCGGUAAUCGUAAGAGACAUGAUCCAGCAGCAUAGACGGGGUUGAAGUCGAUUGUUGACCUGGCCCAGACAAUCAGCCCUGUACUACCUAAUCCACCCAUGCCAACAGACUUGGGAAUCCGGAUUAGGCUUGAACAGCAAACCAAUAGCAAUUACUCCACUGCCUUUGUGUGGCAAUUAGUUCGUUUUUAUUAGUAUCUUUUUGCAGCUCUCGAAGGAAACUCUAAAUAUAGUCAAAAGUGAUUUAA